AUGAAUAUAUCUGUGUAUUUGGGACUCAAUAUUAAUGAUUUCUCUUUUGAUUUCUCAGCAGGGAAUGCUGAAAGAUAUGCCAUGGAAAAUAAAACAUCUGUGACUGAAUUCAUUAUAUUGGGUUUCUUGACACUCCCAGAACUGAAACUUCUACUGUUUGUGGUAUUUUCUUGCCUGUAUUUCCUUACGGUAGUUGGCAACAUCAUCAUUAUUGCCAUAAUUACUGCUGAUGGUGCCUUACAAACUCCCAUGUAUUUCUUCCUGAAGAACUUAUCUUUCUUGGAAUUAUGCUUCACUUCAGUCACCAUACCCAACAUGCUAGUGAAUCUGCUCUUGAAAGAAACCAAAAUCUCUUUUGUUGGGUGUGCAACACAGCUCUAUUUCUUUUUACUGCUAGGUGUCACAGAAUGUCUUCUCCUCACAGUCAUGUCAUAUGACCGCUAUGUGGCCAUCUGCAACCCACUACGAUACACAGCCAUCAUGAACAAGAGGAUUUGCCUCCAGUUCUCUGCUGCAUGUUGGUUUGUUGGAUUCAUGGUGGCAGCAGGACACACAGCUGUUAUCUUCUCUCUCCCCUUUUGUGGACCCAACAUCAUUAACCAUUUCUUCUGUGACAUUCAGCCUUUGCUCACGCUUGUUUGUGGGGAUACUUAUUGGAAUGAAGUCCAAGUCAUUGCAGUCGCUGGUGUGGUGCUGAUGUUGCCCUUCAUUCUUGUUCUCAUGUCUUACACCCAUAUCAUCACUACCAUUCUGAAGAUGAGCUCAGCCAAAAGCAGGAGCAAAGCUUUCUCCACAUGCUCAUCUCACCUCACUGUAGUAUCCCUGUAUUACGGCACAGCUGUCUUUAUGUACACACGGCCUAAGGCCAGUUACUCUUUGGAUAAAGACAAAUGGUUCACUCUAUUCUAUUGUGUUGUUACUCCACUACUGAACCCUGUCAUAUAUAGUCUGAGGAACAAAGAGGUAGAAAUUUAUGCAUUGCAAAAGACUCAAGGAAAUAAUAAGUUUAUGAAAAGUUACCAUUUAGUAUAUCUGUUUUUCCAUUUUUCAGCACCACAGCUUGCCAUGUACAUCAGGUGCAUUUUAUCUGAAGAGCCUACUUGCACAGAACUAGCAAGUCAGAUCUUUGGAUUCUAUACUGUGAGCCUGCAGAUUGAACGUGCUGGGUUAAAGUAA
Gekko japonicus is the source of this 1176-nucleotide messenger RNA. RefSeq names its product olfactory receptor 10C1-like. Gene Ontology annotation, biological process: G protein-coupled receptor signaling pathway. Gene Ontology annotation, cellular component: membrane. The transcript has 3 exons. The coding region runs from base 1 to 1176 and encodes 391 amino acids. Gene Ontology annotation, molecular function: G protein-coupled receptor activity; olfactory receptor activity. NCBI's taxonomy places the organism in Eukaryota, Metazoa, Chordata, Lepidosauria, Squamata, Gekkonidae. The record is from RefSeq and is a predicted model, not a curated record.